Molecule: messenger RNA, 2007 nt
Organism: Symbiodinium necroappetens
Lineage: Eukaryota; Dinophyceae; Suessiales; Symbiodiniaceae
Source: the annotation of a GenBank genome assembly
CAACGCGACGCCGUCAAGAUCGAAGACGAAGCCGAAGACACCCAGUCGCCCGGCCCCGACGCCACCAUCGAGAUCCCCGACGACCCGAGCGAGUCGCUCGCCGCGUACGACACGAAGCACCCGAAGCCCGCCGACACCGAGAUCGACGACGCUCUGAGCUUCUUCGACGACGACGGCUCGAAGCCCGACGACGAGACGGUCGACGCCACCAUCGACAUCGACGCCGGGGACAUCACCAGCGCCCUCACCGAGAUCUACCGACCCGACGACAGCGGCGACACGGGCGGCGCGAGCGGGCCCGACGCCUUCGAGGACCUCCUCACCGCCCGCGAGAUCGUCACGCCCAAGGAGCUCCUCCAGGCCCAGGCCGUCGUCAGCAAAUCCCCCGGCACACGCCUCUCGGACGUCCUCAUCGAACGCGGCGCCGACGAGGAGAAGGUCCUCCGCGUCCUCGCCGAGUCGUGGUCGCUCGCCUUCGAGACCCUCGACCUCGACAAGGCCCCCGACGAGAUCUUCGACGGCACCAUGCUCCAGCGCCUGGGCACAGACUUCUGCAAGGAGUACGAGGUCCUGCCCGUCCGCGUCGAGGACGGGCGCGUCAUCCUCGGCACCUCGCGCCCGGACGACGUCUUCAUGAUCGACGAGGCCCGCAUGCGCCUCAAGGCGCGCGCCGUGCGCCCCGUCGUCGUCUCCGGCGCCCAGAUCCGCGCCGCGCUCGACCUGCUCGGCGAGGACGAGUCCGAGCACGUCACCGACGUCGAAUCCAUCCUCGACGACAUCGAGGAAGACGACGUCCGCGUCGAAGAAUCCGGCGACGACGAGGUCGACCUCGAACGCGAGGCCGCCGAGUCCCCCGUCAUCCGCUACGUCAACUACAUCAUCCAGACCGCCGUGAAAGAGGGCGCGUCGGACAUCCACAUCGAGCCGGGCGACAAAACCCUCAUCGUGCGCUACCGCAUCGACGGCGUCCUCUUCGAGGCCAUGCGCCCGCCCAACAAAAUGGCCGCCGCCAUCACCUCGCGCCUCAAGAUCAUGGCGAACCUCGACAUCUCCGAAAGGCGCAUCCCCCAGGACGGGCGCAUCCGCUGCAACGUCCAGGGACGAAAGCUCGACCUCCGCGUGUCGACGCUCCCCACGUCCUACGGCGAAAAAACCGUCAUGCGUAUCCUCGACACGAAGAACAUCAACGUGUCGCUGGACGACCUCGGCUUCGACGAGAACACCCUCACGAUCUGGAAGAACCAGAUCGCCCAGCCCCACGGCAUCGUCCUCGUCACCGGCCCGACCGGCUCCGGCAAGACGACCACGCUCUACGCCUCCCUCCGCCAGAUGGACAAGGUCUCGCAGAACGUCUCGACGGUCGAGGACCCCGUCGAGUACCACCUCGACGGCAUCACCCAGACGCAGGUGCACGAGAAGAUCGGCAUGACAUUCGCCAGCGCCCUCCGCGCCCUGCUCCGCCAGGACCCCGACGUCAUCAUGCUCGGCGAGAUCCGCGAUAUGGAGACCGCCGGCAUCGCCAUCCAGGCCGCCCUCACCGGCCACCUCGUCCUCUCCACGCUCCACACCAACGACGCGCCCAGCGCCAUCACCCGCCUCGUCAACAUCGGCAUCGAGCCCUUCCUCAUCGGCGCCGCGGUCAACGCCGUCCUCGCCCAGCGACUCGUGAGACGCGUCUGCCAGAACUGCAAGAAGCCCGCCGAGCACACCGACGACAUGCGCGAGUUCCUCGAGAUGCAGGGCAUCCCCCUCGACGCCGUCGUCGAGGGCGAGGGCUGCGAGAAAUGCCGCCAGCUCGGCUACUCCGGCCGCCUCGGCCUCUACGAGCUCCUCGUCGUCGACGACUCACUCCGCGACGUCGUCGCCCGCAACCCCAACGUCACCGAGUUCCGCCGCAUGUGCUGCGACCGAGGCAUGCACACCCUCCGCCAGGACGGCUUCGCCAAGGUCUCCACCGGCCAGACCACCCCCGCCGAGGUCCUCCGCGUCACCGAAGCCAUGGCGUAG